This is a messenger RNA of Sporisorium graminicola, 954 nucleotides long. RefSeq lists its product as uncharacterized. The coding region runs from base 1 to 954 and encodes 317 amino acids. Lineage: Eukaryota; Fungi; Basidiomycota; Ustilaginomycetes; Ustilaginales; Ustilaginaceae. The transcript has a single exon. The record is from RefSeq and is a predicted model, not a curated record.
AUGCGCUCUCUCGCCAGGGGUUUCACUUCCAGUGCCAAGACCUUAUCCGAGUCGACCUCGUCUGCUGCUGCUGCACCGGCUUCAGCCUCUGCACCUCGUCCACCACGAUCCAACAAGCCAUCGCAGCGAUUGUCCCAGUCGGGCGACAGAGCCUCAGAACGUCUUCGUGCGGGCCAACGCAAUCGCUCAUCCCAGCAGACCGGUCAAAACGGAAACAAGACUGCGGGCAACGAUCGACGCAACAAGCGUCUGCCUUCGGUGUUUGAUGCUGCAUCAGCCUCGGCACGAUCUCGUCCCAAUGGAGGCGCGCGAGUCAAGAGCUUGACUCACGGCUCUCAGAGCAAAGUCCCCGCUCCUCUGCCCACCACCGACUGGAACAGCCCGCUCUUCUCGAAACCCGGCUUCGAGCGCAUGCUGGCAUCCGCUCCGCGUGCCUCGUCGGUCUUCGUCCCCGACCUCGCAGCUGCCGCAUCUUCUGCACCAGCAGCGAGCGGCAAGGGGAAAGGCAAAGCUGCUGCCGCCCCUACCAAGGUUGCUGGCGCGAAACUCAACCUGCCUGGAAUCAAGACGGCGGUGAACGCGCUCAAGCUCCACAUCCGACCGGGAGGACGCAACAUCCUCGGCCCCGUCAACAACCCAACCGCCGUCGCCUCUGGGGUUUUGUCCCACAACCGCGUAGCCAUCUCGUCUCGAGCAGCGGCGUCCGACAACAAGUCGUUGGCCGAGGAACUCAAGGCGGCCAGGAUCGCACUACAGAACGAACAGAUUGGAGGUUCGUAUGAGCGGUUUGGGUCGCAGGCGGUGGUGAAGGCGGCAGGUGUGCAGGCUAAGGAUUCCUCGCCGCCUGCCAAGGCUGUGCGGGAUGCGGCGCAGGCUCUUGCUCUCAACGCUGAUCUUGCUCUUGAAGCAAAAGGCUAUGUCGCAAAGACCAUCGCGGAGCGAUUGAGCGCUUAG